AUGGAGGAGACUGAUCCUGUAAGGCGUUGGAGAGAAUAUUACAAGUGUGAAGUUUUAGAGCUUCCAGGGCAAAAUAAAAGUCACAGAAAUUUGGUGCUUCUAGUGGAUGGGGAUGGUGACAAAAAAGUAGACCUUCGAAAGGUGAGUAUGCCUCUAAAUAAACUAUAUUCUACAGAUGUUGUAGUAAUUAUAACAACAGAAUCAUCGGCACCCCAAAAUGAUGAAUUGGCUUACGAGGUGGAUGUUAGAAUCAGGAUAGAGGAUCAUGUUCUGCCUUGGGAAGUCUUCUGCAAGAAUGUUGGCAGAGAGCUUGUGCACUCAUCAAGUGCCAUCCAGAGAGUUGCAGUACGGAUCGUUGAGGAGUGUGCUGGCCAUCUUCUUGCCAUUGUCUUCAUGGCAAAGUAG
Molecule: messenger RNA, 405 nt
Organism: Prosopis cineraria
Lineage: Eukaryota; Viridiplantae; Streptophyta; Magnoliopsida; Fabales; Fabaceae
Exons: 1
Coding region: 1-405 (134 amino acids)
Molecular function (GO): ADP binding
Source: RefSeq, a predicted model, not a curated record